AGACUCUCUUAUCCGGAGAUGCGCGCGGGUCGCUUCUCGAGUACCCGCGUCUCGCGAGAUAUCGCGAAUUCCGCGGCGGGGGAACUUGCGGCCAAGUUUCCCACAGUCCCAUGACUCGUCCGUGACGCGCGCCUGGCGGUGGGGAUCGCGGUGUGGGACGGCGAUUUAUAUAGGAGAAGAAACGCUUGGUCGCAGCAGCACUUGAGACUCGAACGGUGAAAACGUCGCACGGCGCGCACCUCUCUCGCAUCUCGCCAGUGAAAUUCGUCGUGUCUCUCCAGCGAGCUCGUCGUAACACACACUUCGAUACACUUCUCGACAAUCAUGUUCAAGUACACCGUACUCUUCUCCGCCGUGCUUUGCCUGGUGAACUCGCAACGACCGUGGCAUGCCGGCAGCAGCAACCGGUUACCGAUGGUUCUUCCGCAAUACAUUGACGAGCGAUUGGCAGUAGAACAAGCGGCUCAAUCAGGUCAAGCUGUCCAAGCAGGUCAAGAGAUCCAACCAGGCCAGUCUAACGUAGGAGUUCAACCAACAGCGUCCCAGCCAAUUCCAACAAUCCAAUCCAACAUAGGAGUCCAACCAGUACAAACAUACCAACCGAGCCUGACGGCUGACACGUACCAACCAGGACAAACGGUCCAAGGAUAUCAUCCAGGACAAACGGUCCAAGGAUAUCAUCCAGGACAAACGGUCCAAGGAUAUCAUCCAGGACAAACGGUCCAAGCAGCACAAGGACCCCAAGGGUCUCAGGGAGCAACAGGCUUCAGUAGUCCUGAUGUCGGCUUGUCGAAUCGGAUCGACGGGAGCAGCGGCAGCAACGUCAUCACGGCAUUCCCGACGACGACGUCCACCACGAUAAACCCGGCUGACCUACCGGUGGACGCUCACGGUGACGUCGACCUGGUGAACAGGAUCAAGACCUGGCCGAGGGAGAAGCAGCCCUUCUGGUACAUCAACUGGCAGGCUAUUCAGGCGCAUCGCGGUGACGUAAGCGCCAAUGCCCAAGUGGCGCAGGUGCAACCAAAUCCGAGAUCGUUCUUCGCGGGCUAAGACUGUGGACUGUUUGCGAAUCGGCCACUGACAAGACUGUAAAUUUAAGCAUUUCUCCUUUAACAAUAGGAUAAGAUGCGUGCGCGCAUGCGCGCGCGCGCGCGCGCGUCGUUACUCGUCGCCGCUCGCAAAAGCGGUUUAUUCCUAGUCAAGAGUCGGCUUCUCAGGCCGGGAUGACGUUCGGGGCGUUCUUUUUCUCUCUUUCUCUCUCGAAGAGUCGUCAUUCAGGAUUAUAAUAUCGAUCCCCGGGUCCCUUGGCGAUAAUAAGCCAAGCACUCGGACGCGAUCGAAGCGAAAGUCAUCAAACGGACGGUCUUACGUGGCAGCGCGAUAACCACCGUGCCUUCGUAACGGGAGAGUCUCGCCGAGAUUUUUAUACGAGAAAAAAACCGAAAAUUAUACACAAGAUUAUACACAUGAUGCUAUUGAUGGAAUAAAUAUCGAUGUAAGACUAA
Messenger RNA from Harpegnathos saltator (Jerdon's jumping ant), 1508 nucleotides. RefSeq names its product glutenin, high molecular weight subunit PW212. The transcript is spliced from 2 exons. The record is from RefSeq and is a predicted model, not a curated record. The coding region runs from base 325 to 1053 and encodes 242 amino acids. Lineage: Eukaryota; Metazoa; Arthropoda; Insecta; Hymenoptera; Formicidae.